Molecule: messenger RNA, 1306 nt
Organism: Mytilus trossulus (common blue mussel)
Lineage: Eukaryota; Metazoa; Mollusca; Bivalvia; Mytilida; Mytilidae
Product: leucine-rich repeat-containing protein 15-like
Exons: 14
Coding region: 122-1084 (320 amino acids)
Cellular component (GO): extracellular matrix
Molecular function (GO): protein binding
Source: RefSeq, a predicted model, not a curated record
AAUUUGUGUAUGCUACAAAAUGUCAUUCUGUGUAUUAUUAAGUUUUUCAUAUAUGUACAACUUCCUUAUUCAUUAGGAAAUUCCUAAAUACACCUGGUACCAUUGACAUGAAAGUUAAAGAAUGAGAUUUAUUUACCGGAAAUAUUUCUUUAUACUUCUGGUCAGCUGUUGCAUUUGUUCAAGCAAUGCAUGUCCGACGUCUUGUUAUUGCCAAGCUGUGUCAGAGGGAGGAAAUGUAGACUGUAACACAAAGGGACUAAAUAUAGUGCCAACAAAUAUUCCAACUUAUGUUAAGAAACUGUAUCUGUUUAGUAACAGCAUUGAAAUGCUGAACAAGGAUUCUUUCUCAGGCUUGAUAUCGUUGAAUGAAUUAUAUUUAUACAGUAAUUCAAUAAAAGACAUCAACAGAGAAGUGUUUUCUGACCUAACGAAUUUGGAAAUAUUACAGUUAGGUGAUAAUGUGAUUGGAAACCUUGACAGUAGUUUCUUUGAAAACUUAGAUAAAUUAACAAAUUUGCAUUUACAACAAAACAAUAUAACAACGCUCCCAGAAAAUGUUUUCUCAAACCUGAAGUCGUUGCAAGUUCUAUAUCUGUAUGAAAAUUCCAUACAGGAAUAUGAUACAGAUGUGUUCAAGGGUCUUUAUCAGCUUCGGGAAUUAUAUCUUCAAAAUAAUAGGAUAUCAAACCUAACGACCAAUGUUUUCAUCGACCUUCAAUUGAUGGAGAUAUUGGACGUUUCACAAAACCAAUUACAGAGUCUACCAUCAACUGUAUUUUCGAACCUCACAUCGUUACGAAUCUUAUACAUUUACAGUAACUUUAUAACAACACUAAGUGAACAUACAUUUUGGAAUCUAGAUAACCUUGAACAAAUAGAUAUAUAUGACAACAAAAUAUCAACCAUUGAAAAUUCCUCGUUUGGGGAUCUUCCAGCUCUGACGAAAAUUCAAUUGCAUUAUAACUUAAUCAUCUGUGAUUGCUACAUACGGUGGUUUCGUGAUUGGCUACUAUCCCGACCUACCCUUAGGAACAGCUUAUGCCACAUGCAAAACUUCUGGAACAUAUAUAACAGAUGUGACUGAUGAUACUUUUGAAGAAUGUAACGGUAAAAAGCCGUGCCCAAGUGGAUGGACUGGUCAAAAUUGUGAUGUAGAUAUUGAGCAUCCAAUUAUGUUUGAUUGUCCAGGCAAUAUGAUUGCCUUCACUUCAGAAUUGACAAAGACUGUGGAAUGGUCUGUACCAGAGUUUAUCGAUCCACACAAUGAAACUUUGGAGGUGUUUGCAAAUUAUCCUGAAGCCAAAUG